AUGAGCGCCGCUAAAGAAACAUUCUUAUUCACUUCCGAGUCAGUCGGUGAAGGUCACCCAGAUAAGAUCUGUGACCAAGUCUCAGAUGCCAUCUUAGAUGCUUGUUUGGCUGUGGACCCAUUGUCCAAGGUUGCUUGUGAAACUGCUGCCAAAACUGGUAUGAUUAUGGUUUUCGGUGAAAUCACCACCAAGGCUACUUUGGACUACCAAAAGAUUAUCAGAGACACCAUCAAGCACAUUGGUUACGACCACUCUGAAAAGGGUUUCGACUACAGCACUUGUAACGUUUUGGUUGCAAUUGAACAACAAUCUCCAGACAUUGCUCAAGGUUUGCACUAUGAAAAAGCUUUGGAAGAAUUGGGUGCCGGUGACCAAGGUAUCAUGUUUGGUUAUGCCACCGAUGAAACCGAUGAAAAAUUGCCAUUGACCAUCUUGUUGGCUCACAAAUUGAAUGCUGCAUUGGCCUCUGCUAGAAGAUCAGGCGCUUUGCCAUGGUUGAGACCAGAUACCAAGACCCAAGUUACCGUUGAGUAUGAAAAGGAUGGUGGUGCUGUUAUUCCAAAGAGAGUUGACACUGUUGUUAUUUCCACCCAACACUCUGACGAUAUCUCUACUGAGAAAUUGAGAGAAGAGAUUAUCGACCACAUUGUCAAGAAAGUCAUUCCAGCAAAUCUUUUGGACGACAAGACUGUUUACCACAUUCAACCAUCUGGAAGAUUCGUCAUUGGAGGUCCUCAAGGUGAUGCCGGUUUGACUGGUAGAAAGAUUAUCGUUGACACUUAUGGUGGAUGGGGUGCACACGGUGGUGGUGCCUUUUCCGGUAAGGAUUUCUCCAAGGUUGAUAGAUCAGCUGCUUAUGCUGCUAGAUGGGUUGCUAAGUCUUUGGUCAAUGCUGGUUUAGCCAGAAGAGCUUUGGUGCAAUUUUCUUACGCCAUUGGUGUUGCUGAGCCAUUGUCCAUCUAUGUUGACACAUAUGGUACUUCAAAGUAUACCUCAGACCAAUUGGUUGAAAUCAUCAAGGCCAACUUUGACUUGAGACCAGGUGUCAUUGUCAAGGAAUUGGACUUGGCCAGACCAAUCUACUUCAAGACUGCCUCAUACGGUCAUUUUACCAACCAAGAAAACCCAUGGGAGCAACCAAAGAAGUUGAAGUUUUAA
Molecule: messenger RNA, 1158 nt
Organism: Lodderomyces elongisporus
Lineage: Eukaryota; Fungi; Ascomycota; Pichiomycetes; Serinales; Debaryomycetaceae
Gene: SAM2
Product: methionine adenosyltransferase
Exons: 1
Coding region: 1-1158 (385 amino acids)
Biological process (GO): S-adenosylmethionine biosynthetic process
Cellular component (GO): cytosol
Molecular function (GO): ATP binding; methionine adenosyltransferase activity
Source: RefSeq, a predicted model, not a curated record